AUGAAAAAAAGAUUCGAAAUUCUCAGAGUUGGUGACGAUGACCGACUUAUUCGAAAGCGUAAAGGAUUGGAAGCUGAAUUAAAGUUUAUAGUGUGCUUUGAGGAAGUUCAUCAGGCCAUUUCGGUCGCGCAUUCAGCUGUGGGUCAUGGCGGUGAAAAGAAAACUUUCAAAGAAGGACAAAAGAAGUGGGCUAAUUUGACUAUGCAGUGCUGCCAGAUGUUCAUAAGUUUUUGCAUUGAGUGUCAAGAGAAGAAAAAACGUAGAGUACAUAAAGGUCUGGUGGUGAAGCCUGUUAGAAGCAAGACUAUUUUUUCUCGAUGCCAAAUUGACUUGAUCAAUUUUCAAACAUUACCUGAUGGGGAAUUUAAAUAUAUUCUGACCUUCAUCAACCAUUUCAGCAAGUUUUGUGUGCUGCGGCCCCUUACAUCAAAACGAGCUGAGGAGGUUGCUAACACGCCUCUCCCAAUAUUUUUGACCUUUGGCGCUCCCGUUAUCCUGCACUCGGAUAAUGGGAGAGAGUUUGUGAAUGCCGUUAUAUCAGAGUUGUCUACGCUCUGGCCUGAACUUAAGCUUGUCACUGGUCGGCCGUGCCACCCACAAAGCCAAGGUGCAGUUGAAAUAAACAUUUCGGAACAUGAAACCAUAAAAACAAGUCCGUUUAAAGUCAUGUUCGGGAUCGAACCCAAGGUAGGCCCAGCAUCAACUGUUAUUCUACCUAAUAUGCUCGGAAAUAUAAGAAAUGAAGAAUAUUUAGACACCAUCCUCCAAAAUGAAGCCGAAGGGGCGGCUGAUGAAGAGGAACAAGAAGGAGAGGAGGAACAGGAAGGAGAAGAGGAACGAGAUGGAGAAGAGGCGCCGCAAUUCGCUGAAGCUCGGCAACUGGCUGCAGCCGGCCAAGAAAAAACCGCACUUAGAAUGACAAGGAGAGCGAAACACCUCUUAAGUGCCCUACAAGUGGGUGACAACGCGACGCUGAAAGUUCCCGAGUUUGAUCGUGGGUCGAGUGACAGCAGGAACCUUCUGGUUGUGGUACUGCAGAGAGACGAGGACCUGUACCAGGUAGGCUGCAGAGAAGGACGCAUAACCACCCGGUACACGGCAGCUGACAUGGACCCCGUUAAGGAGAAGCUCCUCACCCCAGAUGAGGUUCCCGACGUUGAAAUGGCUUUGAGAACCGCUGUAACUAGGUACACAGGAGGCCAAGGGUAUGUGAAGUGUGCCUGUAAAACAAAUUGCACAACUUCCAGAUGCUCCUUCACAAAUAAGCUGUUAAAAUGUAACUCUCGUUGCCACCCUGGUCGUUCUUGUAGCAAUAUUUAA
Macrobrachium nipponense is the source of this 1320-nucleotide messenger RNA. RefSeq names its product KRAB-A domain-containing protein 2-like. The record is from RefSeq and is a predicted model, not a curated record. Lineage: Eukaryota; Metazoa; Arthropoda; Malacostraca; Decapoda; Palaemonidae. The coding region runs from base 1 to 1320 and encodes 439 amino acids. Gene Ontology annotation, biological process: DNA integration. The transcript has a single exon. Gene Ontology annotation, molecular function: nucleic acid binding.